This is a messenger RNA of Amphibalanus amphitrite, 1579 nucleotides long. RefSeq names its product alpha-N-acetylgalactosamine-specific lectin-like. The record is from RefSeq and is a predicted model, not a curated record. Lineage: Eukaryota; Metazoa; Arthropoda; Thecostraca; Balanomorpha; Balanidae. Bases 285 to 896 code for a protein of 203 amino acids. The transcript is spliced from 2 exons.
AGUCGGCGCAGUAACUACGACAGUGUCGGAGUCGGCCGUACUGCAUACGUCACAGAGCGGGACAUCCCACUGCGCCACCGGCGCGCCGGGAUCUCUGGUAAACAUAGCACGGCCGUACAGAGACGGGGCUCGGCGCCGCUCAGUCCAGAGCGGCCGACCGGGCGGAAAGGCCCACCGGCUACCGGUGCAGUCGCACACGGCAGCUCGCAGCUGUGAAAGGUACCGCUGCCGACGGACCAGAACCACUGCCGACCGAACUGUCCGGGCCCUAUCAGUCGGCCAGGAUGCAGCUCGGCGGCACCCUCACCGCCGCGAGGUCAGCACUACCCCUGCUGGUCCUGGCGGCACUUCUCUGUACGCACGCGGCCGCCAGGGAUCUCGGCAAGACAGACAGCCUGAAGGACGCUAUCCACACGGCAGUCAGCGACGCCGUCCGGAAACACUGCGUUCCAGAGAAGCAGCCGUCCGACGGAGCCCGGUGCGUGGCCGAGUGCCCGGAGCAGUUCACCGCCUGCGCCGGCCGCUGUUACUCCCUCCAGCUGGUAUCGGUCGACUAUGGGGCCGCCGAGCGGCGCUGUGAAGAACUCAACUCGACACUGGCCGUGCCGCGCACUGCGGCAGAGAACCUGUGCACCGCCGGCCUGUCGGGCGGCCGGCGAGUCUGGCUGGGAGUGACCGACCGGCACUCCGAGGGCCGGUUCGAGGCGGAGGACGGCACCCCGCUCGGGCUUCUGCACGGCCACAGGUGGGCGGCCACCCAGCCCGACGAUUACCGCGGCGUGGACCCCGAAGGAGAGGACUGUCUGGAGAUGGUGGCUGCCACCACCGACUUUGGCGCCUGGAACGACGAGAGCUGCCGGUCACAGCUGCUGCCACUGUGCCAGCUGCGUGACUAGGCGCCGACUAACAGGGGGCUAGGUGGUGUGUAUGCUGUAUACACUUGGCAGGGCUCUGUCGCCAUACGAAGUACGCUGUGAUUAGUGGCUGAUAUGCCAGCCAAGUGAGAUUGCUUAUCAGAAGCUUGUUCUUAGUUUGCAUGCAUGGCGAGGAAAAGUGCUCCUUUUAUACGACUCAAAGUCACCCCUUCAAGAUCUUACCGAUGAGUGGAUUGGUGUUUUAUUGGCUGUUAAUGCAUGCAGGUGUGUCUCUAAGCGCCAGCACCAUUGGGGUGCGUCAUAUCGUGUUUCUGUAAAUAUUUGUAAAGGUGUGAUACAUUUCACCGCGGCGAGGUGGUUUGGCCUGAACUUGCAUAUCUAUAAAACUAGAGUCAUGCGUCAUUUUUUAGGCAAUAAUAGUCAGCACAUUUUUAACUUUCAAUGAUAUAACUUUCCAGGUCAAGCCACCGUACUCAAGUUCAUCCCCAGUCCUUUUCUCGAUUGAAUUACGCGCCAUAAUAAUCCAAAUCAAUAAAAUACCCUGUCUAAGUAAGUCGUCCUGAACCAGCGACGCAUGCCUCAACCUGAAUUUUGUUCUUCCCCUCACGUUCGUUUUUGAAGGAUGCUUGACUUGAACGUAUUUGGCUGCUUCAUUUGGUGUACGCUCUAUGAUUAUGAAUGAUAAUAAACACGUUCACCAUGUC